Molecule: messenger RNA, 4474 nt
Organism: Ruditapes philippinarum (Manila clam)
Lineage: Eukaryota; Metazoa; Mollusca; Bivalvia; Venerida; Veneridae
Product: regulatory-associated protein of mTOR-like
Exons: 29
Coding region: 101-4042 (1313 amino acids)
Biological process (GO): positive regulation of protein serine/threonine kinase activity; TORC1 signaling; cellular response to starvation
Cellular component (GO): TORC1 complex; cytoplasm
Molecular function (GO): protein binding; protein-macromolecule adaptor activity
Source: RefSeq, a predicted model, not a curated record
AGGGAAGUAACAAAAAACAUGGCGCCUGGGCCGAACAGGACACAUGCCCACUUAAAAUUAAUUUUAACACUUAUUUGGAGAUUAAAUCUUUUAUGAAAUUAUGCAACCUGUACCUAAAGAUAUGUCAAAAGCUCUUGAAAUAGAGUUCGGAUUAUGUGACGAUGAAUUCGAUGUUGUAGACUCGGAUUUGCCUAUUGCGUAUAACGAGCUUCGACACCGAGAAAAAAUCGAGGGUUCAAAAAAGGUCACGCAGUCAUGGCGAAUGAAGGAACGUAUGAAGACUGUCAGUGUUGCUCUGGUGUUAUGUCUAAAUGUUGGAGUAGAUCCACCAGAUGUUGUAAAAACAACUCCUUGUGCUAGAUUGGAAUGCUGGAUUGAUCCACUAGCACAAAGUCCUCAGAAAGCUCUAGAAGCUAUAGGUGCUAAUCUACAGAAACAAUAUGAGCGGUGGCAACCAAGAGCUAGAUACAAGCAGACUCUAGACCCUACUGUUGAGGAAGUGAAAAAACUGUGUACAUCAUUGCGUAGAAAUGCAAAGGAGGAAAGAGUUUUAUUUCAUUACAAUGGUCAUGGUGUACCAAAACCAACUGUGAAUGGAGAAAUCUGGGUAUUCAACAAGAGUUACACACAAUAUAUACCACUGUCUAUUUAUGAUCUACAAACUUGGAUGGGCAGUCCAUCUAUAUAUGUAUAUGAUUGUUCCCAUGCUGGAGUGAUAGUAGAUCUCUUCAGACAAUUCUCAUUACAGAGGGAAAGUGAAUCGGAAGCAGUGAAUGGUAAAUCAGUGACCUCUAACACAAGUUCCACAGUAAAACAUUGUAUACAGCUAGCAGCUUGUGGUGCCAAUGAACUACUACCCAUGAACUCAGAACUCCCAGCUGAUCUUUUUACUUCAUGUCUUACUACACCCAUCAAAAUUGCUCUAAAAUGGUAUGUCUUACAGAAUACAAGUAAGCUAGUACCAGGUCUAACACAAGAUUUGGUAGAUAAAGUUCCUGGCAUGUUGAAUGAUAGAAGAACAAUGCUGGGAGAAUUAAACUGGAUAUUUACAGCUAUAACUGACACCAUAGCAUGGAACACUCUCCCUAGAGAUUUGUUUCAAAGAUUAUUCCGUCAAGAUUUAUUGGUUGCAAGUUUGUUCCGUAACUUUCUGCUGGCAGAGAGAAUCAUGAGAUCUUACAAUUGUACUCCCAUAUCUGGACCCACCCUACCACGUACAUAUCAACAUCCCAUGUGGCAAGCAUGGGACCUAGCAUUAGAUUUGUGUUUAAGACAGUUGCCCAAGUUAUUGGAGGAUGAGUCGGCUGUAUUUCAGCACAGUCCAUUCUUUACAGAACAAUUGACAGCUUUUGAUGUCUGGUUAAAGUAUGGAGCAGAGUCUCGUGCCCCACCAGAGCAGUUACCUAUCGUACUACAGGUGUUACUGAGCCAGGUGCACAGAUUGAGAGCCUUAGAACUCCUCGGGCGCUUCCUUGAUCUUGGUCCAUGGGCUGUUAGUCUGGCUUUAUCUGUGGGAAUUUUUCCAUAUGUGCUGAAGUUACUCCAGAGCAAUGCAAGGGAAUUACGACCUCUUCUUGUCUUUAUCUGGGCUAAAAUACUCUCUGUUGAUAGUUCCUGCCAAGCUGAUCUUGUUAAAGAUAAUGGACAUAAAUACUUCCUUUCUGUGUUAGCUGAUCCUUAUAUGCCUGCUAAACAGAAAACUAUGGCAGCAUUUGUGUUGGCCAUGAUGGUGAAUGAAUAUAGACAAGGACAGGAGGCAGCAUUACAGGGAAGUGUUGUUGCCAUCUGUUUAGAACAGCUCACAGACUCUAGUCCUCUGUUAAGACAUUGGCUUGCUUUAUGCCUAGCAAAAGUUUGGACAAAUUUUGACAGUGCUCGUUGGUGUGGUGUACGAGACACGGCACAUGAGAAACUCUACAAGUUGUUAACUGAUCCGGAACCCGAGGUACGAGCUGCCGCAGUGUAUGCCCUCGGUACAUUCAUCAGUAACGUUAGCGAGAAAAGUGACCAUGCUACCAGUAUUGAUCUAGGUGUUGGUAUGCAACUAGUACAUGUAGCUCAAGAUGGAAGUCCACUUGUUAGAAAGGAGUUGGUUGUUGCAUUUGGAGGAUUAGUUUCUCACUUUGAGACACAAUUUGCUGUAGCAGCUACCCAACUGAUAGAGGAUGAAAAGUUGAGAGAGAGAACACCUGCUAUAUUGACUGGAGAGGCACCGGGUGGGUGGAAUCUUGUAGCCCCUGGGUCCCCAGAGGGAAUAUUUACCAGCAUUUCCAGUUCUAAUAGUUUGAAGAGGUCAUCAUCACGAGGCAGUCUCAGAACCCUCCUGUCCUCCACUUCUUCAGCCACGUCAGUAGCUCCAAGACCACCUGCGACUCCAGGCUCAGCAUUUGCUGCAUCUAUGGAGAGCCUAGAGUUACCAUCAUCAUCAUCAUCUAGGAUUCCACGAGCCAUGUCCUCCAAUGCUAUAUCUAACAUGUCCUUGAAAAACAAUGUUUACACCAAUGUAUGGAAAUCUCUACUACAGCUGGCUGUUGAUCCGGAGACACAGGUUUCAGAUAUGGCAAGAUGUCUAGUGAACCUUGUUAAGUCAAAGGUAACAACCAACAGCAAACCUCGUUACAUGCCAAACACCACAAAUAGCUCACAUUCUGCUCCAUCCAGCCCCUCUAAUAAAUAUAUCUCUGUUGGGACACCACCUCAGUUAAGUAGUGUGUUUGAGGAGUCAACAGACCAGAAACGUGAAUCUCCAUCUCGUUCCAGCAUUGUACUUAACCCACAAUCUUCAUAUACAUACUCAGCACAGUUUUCAAGAUCAAGAAAAAUGUAUGACAAGGGGCCAAAUAUGAUUGAAGACAAGGAUGAUGAUAAGGAUAUUAAAGGUCAAGCACAGAAUAUCAGUACAGAAUUCUUUGAGUGGAGUUGUAAACAUUUUGUACAACCUAUAAUGAGAUUGUCUGAUGAAGAAGACAGUGAGAGUAAUUCAUACCUACAGAGGAAUUUCAGGUUUGACAGAAACACACAGGUUAAAGAGGAGGCACGAGAGGAACAGGUUAAGGCUGGUUUCAACAGACUGGACAACGAGAUUUUUGUGAAUAGGAAUGUAGGUGUACCUUCUGUGAUAAAAUUCCAUCCAUAUGAGUCGGAACUGGCUGUAGCUGACAAGGAUGGUGUAGCAUUUUGGGAUUGGGAACAAGGUCCGAAACUUGGCUAUCUGAGCAAUGGUAAUCCUCGUCAUACAAGAAUAACAUCUCUGGAAUAUAUAAAUGCUCAUGAUAACACAUUGUUAAUGUGUGGAUCAGAUGAUGGAUGUGUGAAGAUAUGGAGAGAUUACAACUCAGAAUCUGAUAUUGAGUUAGUCACUGCAUUCCAGGCAGUUAGUGAGAUGUUACCACUUAACAGAGGGUCAGGAUUAGUGAGUUACUGGGAACAACAUACAGGGAUGUUACUUACCUCAGGAGAUGUUAGAUUCAUCAGGAUCUGGGACUCACAGAAAGAAUUUAAAGUUCAGGAUAUACCAACAGGAGCAGACAGUUGUGUCACAUGUAUGGCAUCAGAUAUGUCGGGUAGAUCAUUAUUGAUAGCUGGAUGUGGUGAUGGUACUGUAAGAUUGUUUGAUAGGAGACUAGCUCCAACUGAAUGUCGAGUGAUGACAUUGAGGGAGCAUACAAGAUGGGUAGUAAAAGUUCAUCUACAGAAAGGCACUGAAGGCAAAAUUGUAACAGCAAGUAAUUCUGGAGAUCUGAGAUUCUGGGAUCCACGGUUUACAGAGAGUGUAAGAUGUAUGAAUCUACAGUCCAGUUUUACCAGUGUUGAUAUACAUCCCAGAGCUGAUGUUCUAGCUUGUGGAUCAAUGAAUCAGUAUAUUGGAGUGUAUAAUCAGUCUGGGGAUACUCUCAGUACUAUCAAAUACCAUGAUGGUUUUAUAGGGCAGAGAAUAGGUGCAAUAACUUCAUUAGCGUUCCAUCCCUAUAGGGUAAAAUUGGCAGCUGGUAGUUCUGACUCGUAUAUAUCUGUGUACUGUACAUCAUUGAGACGUAGCUGAUAGUUAUUUCAUGUUUUGUAGCAUCUAAUCUAUUCUCAUUAAUGAGAUAAAAUCUCCCAGCAAGCUUCUAUAUCAUGCCUGUGAUAUAAAACAUACAUUCACAACAUGCUAACACGCUGUAGCUGAAUGAUGCAAGAGCUGGUCAAUGCUGGAACAGACAUGGACACGUCACACAUCCAAGAUAGUCCAGCUACAGGUAGAUCAUCCUUGUAUGUAUCUACUUAUCAAGACAGGAAUGAUCUAAAAACACAUUGAUCCUGUGUAGUGGACAGGUGUGAUAUAUCUACAGCUGACCAUUUACACUUUUUUUGUGCCAAACACCUUGCAGCUUAUAAGACAACUACAUCAACACAAAUACAUUAUGAUUUAUAGCAAGUCUUUAAUGCUUGUGUUGUAAGUGAAUGUUUAUAGUUAUACUUCUCACAGUGCUUA